CAUGGAUUGUAUUACUGGAGACUCCAGCUCCGAGACAUCUGCUCCGCUACUAACAACGGAGCGCGUCCCCGCGUCGGUCCUGCUCCCGUGGUGCCCCAUCCUCCUCCUCCUGCCCUCGUCCCCAGACUUGUGAUCUCUCCGUUAUCAGUGUUAACGCGGUGAUCAUGAGGAGCCACAGUGCAUGUGCCCUCCGCGGUUUCCGGCGGUAGUUCACCAAAGCAAAGCGCGUCCCUUUCUUCACCAUCCCUCCCGUGCGCCCGAGAGGCAGCGAGUUGCGGCGGCGGAGCGAGCAGCAGCCCCCGGUGCCAUCGAGCAGCACAUUUCUUUUUGUCUGUGGGCUCCGCAGGCUGCUGGCUGCUGGCUUUGCGGCUUCGCAUCCUCUCGCUGCUGGCUACGUUAUUUGUAGGAGAGGACGAGGAAGGGCGGAUGAAAAAAACACAAGAUCUCCUCGUCUGAUGUAUGAAAGCGCUUCAACAGUCGGAUAUUUAAUCAGAUUUUGUUUUGUCUCUCUGCGAGCUUUUUGUGUUUGUUUGUUUUUGAAACCAUGGAGUCGGUGGAGAAGGAGUGUGGAGCGCUGGGUGGAUUAUUCCAGGCCAUCGUGAACGACAUGAAGUCAUCGCAGUAGAAAUGUUCUGCUGUGACAUUCGACCAAACAACUGUUCCUCCUGCAUCCCAGCCUCCAAGGUAGAUUAAAUGUCAGACACAGAAGGAUGCUCUGAAAGAAAACGACCAGCUCCAUUGCCUCAACCUCCUGGACAGAAACAGAGCUCUUACCCCGUGUGGGAAGACUUCAGUGCCAAGGCCACAAAACUGCAUUCUCAACUCAGGACCACAAUUCUGGCAGCUGUGGCCUUUUUAGAUGCCUUUCAGAAAGUGGCGGACAUGGCUACCAACUCUAGAGGUGCCACCAGGGACGUUGGCUCAGCUCUGACAAGGAUGUGUAUGCGACACCGCAGCAUUGAGACAAAAUUACGCCACUUUACCAAUGCUCUUAUGGAAGGCCUGGUUACGCCACUCCAGGACAGGAUAGAGGAAUGGAAGAAGACAGCUAAUCAGCUGGACAAAGACCAUGCCAAAGAAUACAAGCGGUCUCGUCAGGAAAUCAAAAGGAAGUCGCUAGAUACCAUAAAACUUCAGAAAAAAGCAAGAAAAGAGCUUCUAGGCCGGGGUAACCUGCGCCCCCAGCUGGACAGUGCCAUGCAGGAUGUCAGUGACUUAUACCUGCUGAUGGAGGAAACGGAGAAGCAGGCAGUGCGCAGAGCCCUCCUGGAAGAGAGAGGCCGUUACUGUACAUUCAUUAACCUGCUGCAGCCUGUGGUGAAUGUAGAGAUUGCCAUGCUGGGAGAGAUAACACAUUUGCAGGCCAUUGUUGAUGACCUCACUGUGCUGACUGAGGACCCACACAAGCUGCCACCCGCCAGUGAGCAGGUGAUCCGGGACCUGAAAGGCUCCGACUAUAGCUGGUCCUACCAGACCCCUCCUUCUUCCCCGAGCAGCACCGGCUCCAGGAAGAGCAGCAUGUGCAGUCUCCUUCAGAUGCCCUCUGCAGGAGCCCAUCGGCUCAGCAGCGUCUCUUCCCACGACUCAGGCUUUGUGUCCCAGGACGCCAACACCCACUCUAAGCCUCCAUCGCCCAUGCCCUCUGACAUCGCUAGCCAGAAAUCAACCAGCUCAGCCUCCUCUGAGGCUUCAGAAACCUGCCAGUCUGUCAGCGAGUGCAACUCUCCUACAGCGUUUGGCUCAUGCUCAUCCUUCGGUACCUUUCGCCCUGCUUUCUCUCACACUGGCACCAUCAGGCCUCUCUCUGUCAUACUUCCUGCGUCCCCCACAUUUAACCACUCCCCUGGAUCCAACACCCCCUCACCCACAUCAAAGGUUCCUAGCUGGAAGGAUUGGGCCAAACUGAGUUCCUACGAGCCAUCACUGGCCAGCACUCUGCAUCGUCGGAGGGAGUCUAUGGAUAAGAUGAGAGACCUGGAAGCUCCGCCCAGUCCACUGGGGUAUUCUGGGAUGCAACCAGAUGAUCCCCAUCGAGCAAGAAUUGGCCCAGGAUCCACAGCAGCCAAGCAUGGCGAGCCGCUCUCUCCAGCAGCCAGUACUCUAGCUAUGGUUUUGACCAGGGGCUUGAGUAUGGAGCAGCAGAAGAGCAGCAGGGACUCUCUGCAGUACUCCAGCGGCUACAGCACCCAGACCAACACCCCGUCUUGCUCUGAGGACACCAUACCCUCACAAGGUUCUGAUUAUGAGUGCUACUCUCUAAAUGGGGAUGCUGACAGUGAAGGACAGGCAGACUUUGACAAGUCUUCCACCAUCCCACGCCACAGUAACAUUGCUCAGAGCUACCGCCGCAUGAUCCAAACCAAGAGGCCGGCCAGUACUGCAGGCCUGCCUGCGGGUAAGACCCUGCAGGGAGCUCAAAACGGUGCAGGGGGAAGCAGCUCCGGAGCCAUCACCUCGGGGACGGCCACCAUUCGCCGGACACCGUCCUCCAAAACUGGAGUGAGACGCACGCCGUCCACAUCUGGCCCCAUUCCUAUCCGGCCCCCCAUUGUGCCAGUUAAGACCCCAACAGUGCCAGAUUCUCCAGGGUAUGCCAGUCCACCCCAGCAUCGUGAGGGCAGCGAGUUUCUGUACGGUGAUGACCCAUCUGCUAGUGACUACAUGAGGGCUUCUCCAAAGAGGAUGAGCCUCCCCGACACAGCUUGGGGAUGUGGGGGAGGAGGGGCGGACAGGACUGUUUAUGCCCAGCAGGCCCCCGGCAUGACCGCCCACAGUGCUGAGGAGGACCCUCUGUUCGCUGCCAACCGCCACAGCCUGGUGGAGAAGAUAGGGGAGCUGGCAGCCAGCGCCCACGCCCUUGGUGAGGGUCAGUUUCCCUUGUGCAGCUCACUGCCAGGGGAUCCGAAUCCCCAGGAGCUGUCCUCCACGCCCCAGGAGGACAUGGAUAUGCUGGUGUCUAUACGCCGGGGGGUGAAGCUCCGCAAGACAGUGACUGACGACAGGUCAGGUCCCAGGAUUCUGCGGUAGCUGAGGGAGAAGGAGGCUGUGAAGAAGCACAAGUUUAUUUACAAACUGAAGCUUUGUGGUGAAAUACAACAGCACUCAAGUGAUACAUGAACUGAGGUACAAGUAAUAAAGAGGAUGUAACGUGUGGUGAAUGAAGGCCAGUUCACAGAGCAGUGAGUGACCAUGAACCGUGUCAAGUCUAUUCAUGUCAUGUAUGUAUUGCGUACGUACAAAGUAAUCCAUAUUUUUUAUGUUUUUUAUUCUUCUUUUUUUGUUCUGUUUUCGUCUUUGGGCUUUGUGGCUGUGCAUCUCUGCUCCCUGUGUGACAAGUUUUUUCAGCCCAGUUUGUCCCUUUAGAUCCAGUGAUGAAGAUGUCACUACCGUAGGGAUCGAAUGCUCUGUGUCUUUGUUCUUGCUCUUAUGAUUAUUAUGAUAUUGUGCAUUUCUUAAUUAACACAGCCACCCGUCAGUGGGAAGUGAUAGGUGAAGUGCUCUGUGAGCCUGUCUGUAUGUUGUGUUUCACAUCAUUACUGUAUACAUACCGUAUUACUGUUUUUAUUUCAUAAGCUGAACAGCAGCUGUGUAAGUCAUGUAAAAUAGAAGCAAUAUGGCAGUGUUUUUAUUGCUGUACUGUGCUGUCAAUAUAUUCUGCAAUUAAACAGGCGUUUUGCUGUUAAA
Messenger RNA from Micropterus dolomieu (smallmouth bass), 3684 nucleotides. It is a transcript of the gene mtss1la, whose product is annotated as MTSS I-BAR domain containing 2a. NCBI's taxonomy places the organism in Eukaryota, Metazoa, Chordata, Actinopteri, Centrarchiformes, Centrarchidae. Gene Ontology annotation, biological process: plasma membrane organization; cell projection assembly. Gene Ontology annotation, cellular component: actin cytoskeleton; cytoplasmic side of plasma membrane. Gene Ontology annotation, molecular function: actin binding; phospholipid binding. Bases 694 to 3027 code for a protein of 777 amino acids. The transcript has 17 exons. The record is from RefSeq and is a predicted model, not a curated record.